AUGUGUGUUUACUGGAUCUGGGCUACACGGUUAUGUGUGUUUACUAAACUCUGCUCUACCCCUGUCCAGAUCCCGGCCCUGCCCAGCGUGUACCAGUCGUAUGUGGAGUGUAACAUGGUGGAUCUGGGCUACACGAUCCCGGCCCUGCCCAGCGUGUACCAGGCGUAUGUGGAGUGUAACAUGGUGGAUCUGGGCUACACGAUCCCGGCCCUGCCCAGCGUGUACCAGGCGUGUGUGGAGUGUAACAUGGUGGAUCUGGGCUACACGAUCCCGGCCUUGCCCAGCGUGUACCAGGCGUAUGUGGAGUGUAACAUGGUGGAUCUGGGCUACACGAUCCCGGCCUUGCCCAGCGUGUACCAGGCGUAUGUGGAGUGUAACAUGGUGGAUCUGGGCUACACGAUCCCGGCCCUGCCCAGCGUGUACCAGGCGUAUGUGGAGUGUAACAUGGUGGAUCUGGGCUACACGAUCCCGGCCCUGCCUAGUGUGUACCAGGCGUAUGUAGAGUGUAACAUGGUGGAUCUGGGCUACACCGUCGCCGUUAUGGAGUACUAUGACGGCGUGCGGAACCGAGGCUCCAUCCGGUCCGAGGCGCACGGCUCGACCCGCGCUGUCGUCUAUGACUUCCCGCAUGAUGAGGCUUUUGUCGUAAUGGGCUCCAGCUGCCAGACUCAGAAGGCGUCGGAGCUGUCCAUGUCCCAGCUGGGUCUGUUCGGGGUAAACAGCGGAAACGGAACCACAGGGCACGUGUACAGUGUUAACCAGGUGUUCCACUUCGGGCCGCAGGUGAGUCUGUUCUACGAGGGCACGGCGGAGGUUCGCGGCAUCCCCGUCAUGUGGUGGUCCACCUGCCAGUACCUGUCCGACAUGGACCUGACGUUCUUCGGGCAGUACUACUUUACCUUGCCGGGCUACCAGAGCGCCUCCUACGGCGUUGAUGACAUGAGAAGCCCUGUGCCCGUGAGGAUAAACGUGACCGGCAGGACGGGUGGCUUCCCGCAGAGACACAUCAGCCACGUGUACGAGUUCUCACAGUUCAGGGCCAACAUCGACCCAGGAGCCGCCGCUUUCGAGACCCCUCCCCACGUGUACUGCUCUGGCCGGGAGGAGACGGUCCCGCUGCCGCCCGUGCCGGCAGUCUUCUCCUUCAACUCGGAAGUGGUGACGGCAAACAGCCGCCUCAUCGGCAACUUCAAGGAGUGGUUUGACACAGAGGACCGGAUUACUCGCUACGACACGAAACCUCCGCCAGGAUCUGAUUACUCAUCAAGUAACCCGAUAUCCACAGUGGACGACUUCAACACAGGCCUGUCCUACCUGAUUGACAGGCGGACGGGCGACUGCACAGUCUCUGCUGUCCGGAACAACAGCGUCGCUGCGGACGACCUUCCCGCCGACCCCUUCCACGUGCGGAUGAUGACAGCUGAGGAGUUCUUCCAUUUUGAGAACACCUCCUGGGCUUAUGUUGGAGAGGUUGAUGUUGACGGUCUCCCCUGUAUGAAGUGGAUCGGUCUGAGAGACGACUACCCGCCCAACAACCCCAUACAGACCACCUGGGAGUGGUCCUUUGCUCAGCCUGGCUGGACGUCUGCGAUGCCGUCUGCCACUGACGUCACGUCUCAGUCCUUCCCCGUCAUGCUGGAGGUGAUAGGAGUACACAGGAAGGAUUUCAGCUUCAGCUACAGUUUCUCCAUGUUCAGUGAGGUGGUGGACAUCUCAGUCUUCGACAUCGUGUCUCAGUGUUUCAUAACCGCUCAGAAGAAACGCGUGCAGAUUAUUUUCCCAGGCCAGUUCCCGGCUGAUCUGAACUUGAACUGGUUCCGGACUGCGCUGAAGAAGGGCGUGGCGUCAGCAGCACAGGUGGAGUCACUUAGGGUCACAGAUAUACAGGUGAGUAACACAGGUGGGACAUACAGGUGAGCAGCACAGGUGAGUCUCUCAGGGUGGCAGACAUACAGGUGA
Branchiostoma floridae (Florida lancelet) is the source of this 1959-nucleotide messenger RNA. RefSeq lists its product as uncharacterized. The record is from RefSeq and is a predicted model, not a curated record. The transcript is spliced from 17 exons. NCBI's taxonomy places the organism in Eukaryota, Metazoa, Chordata, Leptocardii, Amphioxiformes, Branchiostomatidae. Bases 1 to 1917 code for a protein of 638 amino acids.